Messenger RNA from Cinara cedri, 1703 nucleotides. The record is from the annotation of a GenBank genome assembly. NCBI's taxonomy places the organism in Eukaryota, Metazoa, Arthropoda, Insecta, Hemiptera, Aphididae.
AUGUCUGUAACACAGAAGAUGUUUGCCUGCAGCGGUUUUAUGUUCGUCGUUAUUCUGGUGCAGUUUACUCAAGCCGUACCUGUACCAGUGCCCGAAAAAGUGCACCCUGCAGGUAAUAUUUUGAAUAUUGUAAAGAACAAAUUGUUCAAGAGGCAAACAAUAAAAUAUUCGUUAUUAUAGACACGCGUCUCGUGGAUCUUUCACCCCGGUAUUUUAGGAUAAUGGCAAUUAUAGUAAUUCGAUUAAUAUUAGACAUUAGUCGUCUAUUUAUUUACCUAUAAGGAUUCUAAAAAGACUACGACUUUAACAUUGUCUAUAUAAUAGUGCCGAUUAUAAUUACAUUUUUCUUAGCUAUAUUCUUGACAGUUUUUCAAAAACGAUUUUCAUAACACAUAAAUACUCGUUUACCUUGUAAACACAUUUAAUGCCUCGAAAAAUGUUUACCGAUAACACACAUUAUCGUAUACGACUACUAAUAAUAUACAACCCUAUUAUACAAUACUAAACACGAUACAAAUAUUUUGUUAUUUCACCAUUGACAUCUCGAUAUGAGGGAGGGGAGGUUAAGACGCUGACAUUUUUUAUUUUUUAAUAAAUUGUUUAAUUUCGCUGGUAAUUUGUUGGGUUUUAAUUUGUCCAACUGAACCUUAUGAAAACGUCCGGGUAACCAAAUAUCGGUAAUUAUUAUUUUAAAUGACGUUUCCUUGCCCCUUAGUAAAAAAUCUGCGGUCACCCUAGUCACAUUUACAUAUUUCGCAAAUCAAAAAAAUAAAACCUUAAUAUUUUUACAUUUCAGAAUAUGGACAAAUAGUGGCAGUAAGAGUGAUACAAUCAGUGGGUGAACCGGAGGCAGAAGUAGUUAUGGAACCAGCAGCAGCUGUGGUUAGGCCUGUUCGGUCCGCCAGCCCGUUUUUCGGUGUCUUCACGGGUGGUUAUGAGAAACCGUACAAGAAGCAGCACCAUCAUCAUCAAUAUCACCACCAGCAGGAGCAUCAUCAACAGGAGCCAGAGCCCAUAUACCACAGACCUCAAUACCACAAACCACAGCACCAAUUGCAACAUCACGGCGGUGGAAGCGGCAGCCAGGCGGGAAGUUUCGCCUCGGCCGGUAGUUUCACCGGUGGACACGGUGGUGGCCAAAGCCAAAGUUCGGCCAACAGUCAGUCCGCCAGUUUUGGAUUCGGUCCGUUCCAGGCCAGUUACUCAGCUAGUUCGGCACAAUCGGGCAGUCAUUCCGGUAGGAGGUAAGUCGUAAGUGCCUAUACAAAAAAAAUUAACACGCGUACUAUGCAAGAUUAAAAAUAAGAAAAUAGUUUUUAAACUCAAACUAAUUAGAGACUUUGUCGAACGAAUUCUCGUAUUUAUAACGUAGGUUAUAACUCGAUAUUUAAGGGGUAACGUAUAGGCAAAUUUAAUGUCAUUAAUAUAAAUUGAUUUACAUAACUUCUACAUCAAUUAAUAUUUACAAAAUAAAUAGAUAUUUUAUUCCUUAGGUAAAAUUGUGUUAUUUUUCAUAAGUUGUGUUACACUAAAUCAUAUUUAUUUCGAGAUAAAACGAUUUUUUAGUUUUUAUGUUCAUUGUUCAAUAAUUCUCACACUGUCACCCCAUGAUGCUUAACAUGUUAAUUUUUUUUAUAGUUGAAUAUGAUUUUUGUUAUACGUGUAAUGUUUUACUAUUUUUCAGAUCAUAUGACUAUUAUUGA